CCUUUGUCUGCACGGGGCCUUCCUAGCUCUCCUCAUUUGCAGCUCAUUGAAGGCAGCCACGCUUUGCAGCUCGCAGUAGUAGCUUAGCAGCAUCUUCUUCUCCUCUGCCCGAAAUAGUUGUGUUUUACCCCAGGAUCAUCGUGAGUUUGAAAGCGUCUUUCAUACAGGAGACUUACUCAGGGACCGGAAGAGUCCAAAUCAGGAGUGCCGGCCCGACUCUGAUGUUAGGAGCCAUCUGCACCCUUGUUACUUCUGAAACAUCCGAGGUCGGUGAAACGUAGUGAGUGAGGGAGAUCAGCGUCGGCCGCAGCUUGAAGGACGCUCGUCCCGCCGCAGCCAGCCGCGGGCUCGUCCCUGCUACCCACGGCGCCCGUCGCCGCUUUCGGUUUCGCUUCUGCCGGCUCCGGGAGCCUUAUUUCCUCGCGGUCUUGAGCUGAGAGUCUUGCGCAGCCCCCUGAUGCCUCCAAACUGAAGGUGCUAUGACCUGCCGCGAUAAAACAAUGGGAAUUGCUGUUCUUUGGUGGAGCAGCUUAUCUGUGAAACUGGUGUCUGUCUGCUUGCUGUGUGCAUCAGCUGGAAAGCAAUGUCAGAUCAAAAAUGAAAUGGCUGACUGCAGUCACCUAAAGCUGACUCAGAUUCCUUCUGAUCUCCCAAACAAUAUAACGGGUUUGGAUAUUUCUCAUAAUCAGCUAAGACAGCUAGGUCCUGCAAAUCUGACCAAGUACAGUCAGCUGCUUUAUUUGAAUGCAGGCUACAACACCAUCUCUAAACUGCAACCAGAACUGUGCCAGAAUGUGCCCCUUUUGCAGGUUCUGAAAUUAGAACACAAUCAGUUGUAUAAACUCCCAGAUAGAGUCUUUGCCUCCUGCACCAACCUGACUGAGCUCAAUCUAGGAUACAACAGAAUAGAUAUAAAAAAUGAUCCUUUCAAAACUCUGGAGAACUUGAAUAUUUUGGACCUAUCUCAUAAUGAUUUGAAAUCAGCAAAUUUAGGAUUGCAGCAACAGUUGAACAACCUUCGUGAGCUCAUAUUGGAAAAAAAUCAAAUCACUGAGUUAAAAAAGGAAGACUUCAGUUUUCUUCACAAUACCUCACUGAAUAAUCUUCAUUUGUCAUCAAAUCCACUGAAAGAGUUUCACACAGGCUGUUUACAUGAGAUCGGGAAUCUCUUUGGCCUCAUAUUGAACAAUGUUGAACUUGGUGAGAAUCGCACAAGGGAACUUUGUACAGAAUUAUCAAACACAGCCAUUCAGCAGCUCUCUCUAAGCCAUGUGAGGCUUUCAUUCAUUGGCAAUUCAACUUUCCAGGGACUGCACAGAACAAAUCUUACGGUUUUAAACCUUUCCCAGAAUACUCUGUCUGUGAUAGAAGAUGACUCAUUUCAAUGGCUUUCAAGUCUGCAAUACUUAAACCUGAAGGACAAUAACAUUCAUUUGUCUUCACGUUUAUUUUAUGGAUUAUCCAACCUCAGACAUCUGAAUCUGAUAAAUGCAGUUACUGGGAAAAUUGAAGAUUAUUCUUUUCAUUGGUUACCCAACCUGGAGUACCUUACAAUGGAUAAUAACAAUUUUCCAGGAAUUACUGCUAAUAUGUUCACAGGUCUGAACAACCUGAAACACCUAAGUCUCUGCAACUGCAACAUAAACUUACAAAAAAUAACUAACAAAACAUUUUCAUCACUUGCCAAUUCCAGUUUACAGGUUCUCAACCUCACUAAAACAAGAAUCUCUACAAUAGAAAAUGGGGCAUUUUCCUCCUUAGGACACCUGAAAAUUCUUGAUCUUGGUCUCAAUGAAAUUAGUCAAGAGCUCAAAGGUCCUGAGUUUAAAGGUCUCAAUAAUAUACAAGUUAUUUAUCUUUCCUAUAAUAAAAAUGUGACCUUAAGAAGUCAAUCAUUCAUUUUCAUCCCAAGUCUUAGAAAACUGAUGCUGAGGAAAGUGGGUUGUAGUAAUCUGGCACUUUCUCCUUCACCUUUUCAUCCUCUGCAAAAUCUUACUGUCCUGGACAUCAGCAAUAACAACAUAGCAAACAUAAAAGAAGACUUGUUUGAGGGACUUCAUCAACUCGACAUUUUGGACUUGCAACACAAUAAUUUAGCCCGACUUUGGAAACAUGCAAAUCCAGGUGGCCCUGUUCUGUUUUUAAAACAUCUUCCCAACUUGCAUAUCCUUGACUUAAAAUCAAAUGGCCUUGAUGAGAUUCCAGUUCAGGCUUUUAAGGGUCUGUUUCAAUUAAAACACCUGGAUUUAGGAUCAAAUAAUUUGAAUUUGCUUCCAGCAACUCUGUUUGAUGACCAAACCUCUUUGAAUUCAUUGAACCUUCAGAAAAAUCUGAUAACCUCAGUGGAAGAAAAAGUGUUUGGCCCACCUUUUAAGAAUUUGAAAAUGCUAGAGAUAGAUUCCAACCCAUUUGAUUGCACCUGUGAAAGCAUUGCUUGGUUUGCUGAUUGGCUUAAUGCGACCCAAACAUAUGUACCUGGCUUGCAGUCCCAGUAUAUCUGCAACACCCCACCUAAAUAUCGUGGUAGUUUGGUGUCACAUUUUGAUAGCUCAGCCUGCAAAGACAGUGCUCCAUUUAGACUUCUGUUUAUCAUCACUACCACUACUGUGUUGCUGCUCAUUUUUGUAGUUCUUAGUAUCCAUUUUGAAGGGUGGAGAAUAGCUUUCUACUGGAAUAUUUCAGUAAAUCGAAUACUUGGAUUUAAAGAACUUGACAGACAACAGGAAGAGUUUGAUUAUGAUGCCUACAUUAUUCAUGCAACACAGGACAAGGAUUGGGUGUCUAAGAAUUUAGUGUCUCUAGAAAAAAACAAGCACUUUCCAAUUAGAUUUUGUUCAGAAGAACGGGACUUUGAAGCAGGCAUAUCUGAAUUUGAAGCUACAACUGACAGUAUAAAAAGGAGCAGGAAGAUUAUUUUUGUUGUUACUGAACACCUCUUGCAGGAUCCCUGGUGCAAAAAUUUUAAGGUGUAUCUUGCUCGUCAGCAAGCUAUCGAACAAAGUCGGGACUCCAUCAUAUUAAUCUUUCUUCAUGAUAUCCAGGAUUACAAAUUGUACCAUGCACUUCACCUGAGAAGAGGGAUGUUCAGGUCUUGCUGCAUCUUGAACUGGCCAGCCCAGAAAGAACGAGUCAGUGCAUUUCGUCAGCAAUUAGUGAUGGCACUGAAAUCUCAUAGUAAAGUGCGAUAAGUUUGGAAUCAUGGGGUUAUUUUGUUAACUAUUUUAUACUGCUGGAAAACUAAUAAGCCUUCAGAAAGACUUGAAAAAGUUUGUCAUGUUGGAAAGAUAUGCAAGAGUCACUGUAAUUUAAAAUUAGUUUUCGCUCUAUGUUUUUAGUGGUAUUUUAAUUCAUGUGCACUAAAGUAACAUGUUGAAAUAGAUCAUGACUGACAUUUCAAUCUACGUAGCAAGACAUUGGUAGAAAUUCUGAGAAGCAAUGAGAAUAAGUGAUAUUCUAGGAAAAAUGUCUGUCUGACGCAGUGUAGAGACAGAGUCUACUUUAAAAGGAUAUGCAAAAGAAAAAGCCUUAGUAAUAAAAUAGCAAAUUCUAUGUAGAAGGUAGAGUGGAUAUUACUGUUUGCUUUCAUUACACAAGGAGAGAUUCAGUGAAAUUAAAAUUGGAAAGCUUUCCAUAUGAAGCAUAGUAAGUAACACAGGAAAUUAUAUUUCUGUAGUUGAAAUCAAGAAACAUAGCAGUGGUUCAAAGUGAGUUCUAAAACCUUUUUUAUAAGAGAAAGCUAUAUAGAGAAAUUUGACCCUGUAAGCAGAUUGUUCAGAACAUGCAUUGAAGGAUUGGUUAUGCCUUCUGGGUGGGGCCAGUACUGGUGGCUAUCAAACUCAGACUUUGAUGAGUAAGUCAACUCAUGUAAUCAGUUAAACCAAUUGUUUACUCUUUCCUGAUGCAAUUCAGAGAGCCAGCAGAAGAAUACUGAUAUUGAGAUAUGUCACUUUAGUUCUCUAAAUGUGUGUAGAAUUCUGUUCAAGUCUUUAAAUAUAAUCUGACAUCAUGGCCAAGGCACAGCUGGUGCACCUGAAUAAAGUGAGUACAUGCAUAGAUCUUUUUGUAGUAUAGUCAGAAGACACCUUUGUGGAUGACGUGGUGCUACUGUAAUUACAUUACUGAAAACUUUUACUGGUGGAACAACAACAAAAAUAACCUGCCAAAAGAAACAAUGUUCCUGUGAUAACAGUUGCAGGUAGAGUAGGAGGAGAAAAAAAAAGAUUAAUUUCAGGUUUUUUGUCCUUUUUCUUUAUGACUGCAUAUAGUUUUGGUAGAUAAAAAUAUAAUUGUAAAGAAAUCAGA
Messenger RNA from Pogoniulus pusillus (Red-fronted tinkerbird), 4302 nucleotides. It is a transcript of the gene TLR3, whose product is annotated as toll like receptor 3. NCBI's taxonomy places the organism in Eukaryota, Metazoa, Chordata, Aves, Piciformes, Lybiidae. Gene Ontology annotation, biological process: toll-like receptor signaling pathway; immune response; inflammatory response. The coding region runs from base 480 to 3188 and encodes 902 amino acids. The transcript is spliced from 6 exons. Gene Ontology annotation, cellular component: plasma membrane. The record is from RefSeq and is a predicted model, not a curated record. Gene Ontology annotation, molecular function: transmembrane signaling receptor activity; protein binding.